Chaetomium strumarium is the source of this 1157-nucleotide messenger RNA. RefSeq names its product EAP30/Vps36 family-domain-containing protein. Bases 61 to 843 code for a protein of 260 amino acids. NCBI's taxonomy places the organism in Eukaryota, Fungi, Ascomycota, Sordariomycetes, Sordariales, Chaetomiaceae. Gene Ontology annotation, cellular component: ESCRT II complex. The transcript has 2 exons. The record is from RefSeq and is a predicted model, not a curated record. Gene Ontology annotation, biological process: protein transport to vacuole involved in ubiquitin-dependent protein catabolic process via the multivesicular body sorting pathway.
GACAACUUGGGACAGUUCAACCACAUCCUCAACUCGAGUAAUCACCUGCUCACGCACACAAUGUCCCGCAAGGGCGUCGGCCUAGCGGCCUUCGAUCGCUCGCGCCUGACCUCGGCGCAGUACGCAAGCCACGGCUCGACGCUGCGCUCCACCAAUGCGCAGGCGCUGGAGACGCAGCUUGCCGUGUUCCGCUCGCUGCUCCAGCAAUUCGCCCAGACGCACGCGAAGGAUAUACGCUCGAACCCGACCUUCCGCGCCCAGUUUGCGCGCAUGUGCGCCGCCAUCGGCGUCGACCCGCUCGCGAGCAGUAGCAGCAACCAGUCGAGCGGCGGGGGCUCGAUCUGGGCGCAGCUGCUGGGCAGGUCGGUCAACGACUUCUACUUUGAGCUGGCCGUGCGGGUUGUCGAGGUCUGUAGCGAGACGAGGGGCGAGAACGGCGGGCUAAUUGAGCUGAGGAAGGCGAGGGAGCGGAUCACGAGGGGUCGCAUGGAGGGUGCGCCCGAGAUCACCGAGGACGAUAUCCUCCGGGCCGUGGGCACACUUAAACCGCUUGGCUCUGCCUAUUCUAUCAUCAAGGUCGGUAGCAAGCCCUAUAUCCGCUCGGUGCCCAAGGAGCUCAAUACAGACCAGAGCGCCGUGCUCGAGGCGGCGCAGGUGCUCGGUUACGUUAGCGUGUCGAUGUUGAUGGCUAAUUUGAACUGGAUGCGCGCGCGGGCCGAGACGGUGCUUGAGGACCUCGUCGGCGAGGGUAUGCUGUGGGUAGAUAAGCAGAGCGCCGAGUGGGAGUACUGGAGCCCUAGCUUUAUGCUUGGAAAUCAGGACUUCCCGCGGACGUUGGGUUGAGAAGCGGUAUAGGUAACCGAUCAUUGUCAUGCAGCUACACCACGCCGAUGGGUAGUCGGCCAGAAGCCGCCUGGCCCAGCCGGUUCAGUGUCUUAUUAUCACCGACCAAGGGUGGUAGUCUUAAGCCGGCCAUAUAGAUACGAGAGAGAAGAAGUGAACGGCGUGAGGAGAGUCACUGGAGUGUCUUCUCAUGCAUAGACCAGCUUAGGAUGUGCGCAUAUUUCUGUUUUCAGGCAGUCCACCACGCAUUAGCUAGGCUAGACCGUUCCAAAUACCGUUCAAGUGUUGUCAUGGAACUCUGAGGUGGAAAUAAG